Homarus americanus (American lobster) is the source of this 1957-nucleotide messenger RNA. RefSeq names its product helix-loop-helix protein delilah-like. The record is from RefSeq and is a predicted model, not a curated record. Gene Ontology annotation, molecular function: protein dimerization activity. Lineage: Eukaryota; Metazoa; Arthropoda; Malacostraca; Decapoda; Nephropidae. The transcript has a single exon. Bases 561 to 1421 code for a protein of 286 amino acids.
CGCUCAUGGUAGCAACACGGGUUUCCUAAAGCUAACAAACCCUAAGACUCAGCCACUGGUUUAUAAAAGACGCGGCAGUGUAAGGUGUCCCCAGUCUGCUGCUGUCCUGAAAACUCUUACACAAGUUGAUGACACAGGUGAGCAGAGUGCUGGUGUUGCCUAGCGAUGACACCCAACGUUCAUGAUCAGCCGAGCGUGAGAUGCAGUAGUCCGAAUAUGGAAGAAUAUUUCCCCCGCCAGAUGAGGAAGUGGGAAGGCCGGAGAGCGUCGUGUUGUGGGCAGUGUUGACACCUUCCUCACCCUGGAUUAUUGUGUACCAGCGGACUCACUCAAGUCUAGAGGUCGAGAAAAAGAUAUAUGGUAUUGACGUUGACUGAGACUACUAAGUGACUGAAAGUGAAGUGAACUGAAUGAUUUGGCAACAUAAGUCACAUGUUAUAUAGUUGAAGCAAAACAUUUGAUGUAAGAAAGUACCGAACCUAAACUAUUCAUAACGAUAAUCUCGCUCCAUCGCGAGUGAUUUCGAUGCGCGUGCAGUAGUGAUCUGUUGACGUGGCGACAUGAUCGAUAGGAGCCGUCAGGUGAUGGAGGGGUACCAGGAGCAGCGUCGCGACGACCCUUCCACCGACACCAACAACAACACCAGGAACACUAGGUCAGGGGAGAAGUACGCCCUACGACCCAGGACCAUCAUUAAGAGGCUACAACACGAAAUAAUCCGCAAGGAAGUUCCCAAGAGGUCACCAAGGUCUAAGACGAGGCCAGCGCCGUUAUCAAAGUACCGGAGGAAAACUGCUAAUGCUCGAGAACGUCAUCGCAUGAAGGAAAUAAACAACGCGUUCGAGUCCCUGCGUAAGGUUCUCCCCGACGCAAUGGAAGUUCACACCAGCUCAUCGUCAAUGACCAAGAUCACGACCCUCCGUCUGGCUGUGGAUUAUAUCAGAGCUCUCUCACAUGUCCUGGAAGACACCAGUGAUGCAGACCUCUGUACCAUCCAGAGCACAUUACAAAGUUCUAUACAGGACUCAUUGCACAGCUCCCUACAAGAGUCACUACAACAAUCCUUCCAGUAUUCCCUGCAGAAGAUAACUCCCUCUUCAGGUAGCUUGAUGACGACCUUCCAGUACCAGCACUCCACCUCUCAUCUCCCCCAGCAGCACCUGCCCCAGUAUCCUCAGCUGCUGGGGUACUGCACCACCCCCAGCACUGUCUCCCUCACCAGCUCGCCCUGCGCCGAUCGAAAAUCCCUGGGCAGUGCCAGUGACCUCGAGGAGCUCCUCUCUGACGACUCUGGACUCCUGGAGGACAACCUCGAUGUCUUCCACGACAUCCCAACCUUAGCUGUAGCUGACCCAUUUGAAAUUCUCCUCGUGUCUGAGAAGGACGGCGGUUUGUCCUUCACCUCGGAGUUAUGUAACUGAGAAGUGAACUCUUAAGUUUCUUGACUUAGUGAUGAAUAUUUCUACAGGAAAUAGGUUAAUCACCGUGCUGAUAUGAAGGUGCUCCCAUUUUAAGUUUACGUCCGUACACCGUGUUGUUGAGUGUGACGCACAUGUUCGUGUGUGUGAAGACAUUCUCUCUCCUACUCUGUUGACGGAUACUUCACAAAGAGAAAUGACGGCUGUUGAAUAUUCAUAAAGUCGUCCUGUGUUUUGCAUAUUCUGUCAGUUACCUGUCCGGUGAUGUCAUGCAAGAGAUCACAGGACCUCAGGUGGAGUGAGCUGCCCCAGUGCCACCACAAGCAGGCGAUGCUAGUCUAAUACCAGUGCCAUAAAGUGCCAUUCCUGUAAUGUCCACCAUGAUGUUGAAUUGUGAUACAUGACAACUCACUCUUGCACAACUUGGUGUCAUUGAGUAUCAUGUAAAAUCAUGAAAAUUCAAAAAUAAUUUAAAACAUGUAAAUAUAUGUAAAAAGGAUUAUUUUUCAAUAUAAGUUUUCAAGAUUUUGUGUGAUUGA